Molecule: messenger RNA, 4635 nt
Organism: Marasmius oreades (fairy-ring Marasmius)
Lineage: Eukaryota; Fungi; Basidiomycota; Agaricomycetes; Agaricales; Marasmiaceae
Exons: 12
Coding region: 152-4255 (1367 amino acids)
Biological process (GO): phospholipid biosynthetic process
Molecular function (GO): phosphatidylserine decarboxylase activity
Source: RefSeq, a predicted model, not a curated record
CACGAUGCCGCAGCGCUCUCCAUUGCUCUGACCUUUCGAAACAGCGCCCACAACCCACUGCCCCGACGGCCAAAUUCGUGUCUACCCCCCUCUCAGCUUGGGUGUGCCAUCUUUCUAACCGUUAGCUAUUUGAAGAUCAAACAACUUUGUGAUGCCCUUUAAGACCGCGCUCAAGUCGAUAUCUGGACCUCGAAGACGCAACACAGGUGGUAGCACUCAAGGCGUCAGCGAUGGAGAGGAAGUUAUGGCAGUAGCAUCAGCGACGACACCAAAGAGAAAGCGGAGAAGAAUACGGCCCAAGUUCAGGAGGAACACCUCGCUUAGUCCCAACGUUGGGGAAAAUCCGGCUGUGUUUCUCAGAGUUCAGGUGCUGAGUUGUAGAGAUUUGCUGGCGAAGGACAGGAAUGGAUAUAGUGACCCAUUCGUCACGGUAUCUCUGUUGAAGUCAAGACACCAGACUCCGGUCAUAAAACGAACCAUCCAGCCCGUCUACUCGCCUAAAGACGCGACGUUCGACUUUCCAAUCUACAUCUCUCUGGCCAACAACAUCGGUGCUCUCGAACUUGUUGUUUGGGACAAGGAUGUGCUUCGAAAAGAGUAUCUUGGGGAAGUGGCAUUCCUACUAGAGGACUGGUUCGAUGACGAAAGGCCAUUUGCUUGGGAAGAUGCUGUCAAUGAGGCUACUUCGGUGGUUUCAUUGCCACUAGUGUCUACGAGGUCAAAUACGUCAAGUCGAGGCUCAGUACAGAUUAGAGUAGGAUUCGUUUCUCCUCCCGGCCAGCAAGCAGAGGCGAAUAUAAAUUUCGCAACGCUUUUUCGGGAAUUGUCCAAGAGGUCAAGGCCUUCUUUAGUUUCUGUCCCACCGACAAUAGGUAUUGGAACGAUUCGCUCUCAUCCUGACCAACCCGCCCUCUACGAAGACGACGGCGGGAUCUCCUCCGAUUCUGACCCGUCCGACGAAGAAGACGAAGAGGGCUCAGAGUCGGACUUAGAAGACGAAGGAGGGAUAGGAACGGAGGCUGCAGAAGAGAAUCAGCAUCUCGUUACCCUGCGUUCACCACACGAUACGUCGAACAUAAAAACACCAACCCCCAGUUCGAGGGCAUCUACUGAAGUUACGACUCCAACUCAACCUCGUGAAACAGCAACCUUACCUUAUUUCCUUCCUAGAGGAGUAGGCUCUGUCUCGCCAUCUCCUCAGGUCAACAUUACACCGGCUUCUCCUGUGCCCAUCCUCUCCUUAACUACCCCUCCUGCCGCAGACAUGUUCCCUACAGCCUCGUCCCAACCAACAACCCCUGUUAUCUUAUCUCCUGUUCCUCAACCACCACCAAUCACAAGGUCUCACUCAUCGUCUGUCCGGAUAUCUGGAAUCAUACCUCGCAUCCCCAAAUUCCCCACGAGGCGAUCCAUUUCAAACGUUUUAACGCCUCCACCCACAACGUUGUCUUCCACCCCUCAAAUGGUCGAUCUGAGUAUAGACAUUCCGAGUGCGAAUACCUAUGGGAAUGCCGCUGAUCCAUUAACGGCCUCCCCACAACCACUAAUACCCAGUUCUGGUGCGGUUGCGACUGUUGGGGCCGCUGUUGUUGCACCUGCCUUACGCGUGGUUGCUGCUGCUGGGGCACCGUCAUCGGCUGCUGUUGAAGAGGAGAACGAGAGCAAGAAGAAGCGGUUUCGGAAAAGCUGGGGAUCGAGGCGCAACUCAUCUACUGCUGUACCGCAACGAAGUGCAAGCGAGGGCGAAGGUAGCAGUUCUAUUCCGAGUGCCGCCGAAGGUACGAGUAGUGGUGGAGAUCAUGAGAAGCAGAAGCAGCCGCAACAAAAGAAGGCGAGGAGGAGGGUAAAGAGGGAGGAAAAAAAGCCAGGGUAUAGUUUGGCUGGCGAGAAUGACAUCUUGGGUAUCGUGAUGCUGGAGAUCCAGAGUGCAGAUGAUCUGCCGAGGCUGAAGAACAUGACACGAACCGGCUGGGACAUGGACCCCUUUGUCGUCAUCUCUUUUGGUAAAAAAGUCUUUCGAACGCGUGUUAUCCGUCAUUCCCGAAGCCCUGUAUGGGACGAAAAACUUCUCUUUCAUGUUCGGCGAUAUGAAACGGCGUUCAAGGUCCAGCUGACGAUUUUGGAUUGGGACAAGCUGUCCUCGAAUGAUUAUAUCGGGGAUGCAAGGUUUGACGUGAAAGAGCUCGUGGAUAGUGCUCCGCAGCCUCAUCCGGAGACUGGGUUGUACCCAAUGGAUGACUGUGAACAUCCGAUGAAGCAAUAUACGUUGCCCUUGACGACGGAAAAGGGAGUACCUUGGGAGAAACAUAACCCUACUAUCAAGUUUCGCGCCAAAUACCAGCCCUAUGCAGCACUCCGCCAGCGUUUCUGGUACCAAUACCUCAAGCAGUACGACACCGAUGACACCCUUAAUAUAUCCCACCUUGAACUGACAUCCAUGCUUGAUUCCCUUGGCUCUACCCUCACGGAUUCCACGAUCAACUCGUUUUUCACCCGAUUUAACAAAACCCCCCAGCAAGACGACUUGACUAUACUUGAGGCUAUUCAGUGUCUUGAGACUGAACUCGGCCGACCAGACGCUGAGAAGAAACGAGUCGAUGAAGGUGAUGGGGGAAGUGGUAGUCUGUCGGUCACGCCGGUGUUGAUGGCCGCAGAUCGGGAGGGCAAGGAACUCAAUUUGGAGGAUUUAGACUUCUCGGGCCCGCCAUUAUCGAUGUCGAUGUCAGCGUCGGUCGUUGCGAAUGGGAACGAGAAAAUUUUACUACCAGAAACCUACGAAACGGAAGCAUCGCAACUACCUUUAUCCUCUGUCGCCGCCUCUUCCUCGAGUACGCCAUCUACCCCUCAGACAGAGUAUUCUACAUCAUCCUCAGAUGCGGAGAUGCCUGUUGAAGAGUACUCGUUUGGAUCAACUUCAGCCUCGAACAAUGAUUUGUUAUAUCCACCCGGCGUUCCCAAAACAGCGACGGCCAACGAAUUGAUCACCACUUCAAUUGUGACGAAACGGCCCAAAUUUCCUAGAGGCAUGCGAAGGUAUAAAGGGGGGAAAGCAUCCGCGUCUGCUGAAGGACAGAACGGAUCCACGUCGGAACCUUCCAUUGAACGCGUAAUCAACGUCAAGAACUGCCCGCUCUGUCAUCGACCUCGGCUAAGCUCAAAGGCUGAAAUGGACAUCGUUACGCAUCUAGCUAUAUGUGCCAGUCAGGAUUGGAACAAGGUGGAUAGGAUUGUGGUGGAGAACUUCGUCACCGCCAGUCAAGCGCAGAGGAAGUGGUACACGAGAAUCUUGGGUAAGGUCUCUAGUGGCGAUUAUAAGCUUGGUGCUAACUCGGCAAACAUCAUCGUACAGAACCGAGUGACGGGUCAACUGGAGGAAGAAAAGAUGCAGGUUUAUGUGAGGUUGGGGAUUCGUUUGUUGUACAAGGGAAUGAGGAGUAGAUUGGAAGGUGGUCGAGCUCGACGACUACUGAAGUCUUUGUCAAUCAAACAAGGAAUCAAAUACGACUCUCCGGAAUCGGUGAAGGGUAUCCCUGGAUUUAUUGCGUUCCAUGGUCUCAACAUGGAAGAAGUGCUGGAACCCAUAGAAUCAUUCAAAACAUUCAAUCAAUUCUUCUACCGUAAGCUAAAACCCGACGCUCGGCCCAUUGCAGCCCCAGAUGAUCCUUUCCGCCUCGUCAGCGCUGCUGACUGUCGUAUGAUGGCCUUUCAAUCCGUUAACGAUGCUACCAGGUUAUGGAUUAAAGGUCGAGAAUUCACCGUCUCCCGACUGCUCGGUGAUGCAUACAAGGAUCAAGCAGAACGAUAUAAUGGCGGUGCUGUAGCAAUCUUCCGCCUAGCCCCACAAGAUUACCACCGUUUCCAUUCACCCGUUCACGGAACAAUCGGGCCAAUGUCAUCUAUUUCGGGAGAGUAUUAUACCGUAAAUCCACAAGCGAUUCGGACCGCAUUAGAUGUUUACGGUGACAAUGUUAGAAAGAUCGUACCAAUCGAUAGUCCUGAAUUCGGUUGCGUGAUGACGGUGUGUAUUGGUGCGAUGAUGGUGGGGACCAUCCAGAUUACUGUGGAGGAGGGGCAAGUGGUUCAACGCGGUCAAGAGUUGGGGUAUUUCGCUUUUGGUGGAUCUACUGUGGUCCUUCUGCUAGAGCCUGGUGUGGUAGAAUGGGAUGAAGACCUUAUCAUCAACGGCAAAGCUUCGCUUGAGACAUUUGUUCGUGUUGGCAUGGGCAUUGGAAAAGGACUGAAACGGUCUCAAUGAACAGUAAUUCAAUUCAUUGUUUGCCAUUGCCCAGUUACAGCAUACUCAAACCAAUAGGACGCCUUUUUUUUCUUGAGAGCACCUUGCAUAUUGUAUCACUACUCAGAAUUUCUUAAUGCUGUUGGAGUGAACGAACGGACAUUAACACAUAUUAUGUAAAAAGCAUACUAUAUUUCCGGACACGAGAGUUAACAUGCCUUCAGUCUUGACUCUUGCAUUCCAGACGCAACAGGUUAUGGACCCCAUAGCUUAAAUUCCACUGCACUCAUCUCUGUACUGCAGAUGCCGUCGAAGCAUGAGUCGGCAUCGAGGUUCCAACAGAGCGAGAGUGGUGACUAAGCUCAUCGCUCCUGCCUUGUCACAGUACUCCACGUUCGACG